AGAUGCUCAGACAGCUCCUCCUCCUGCCUCUCCUCGCUGCUCUAGCUCUUGCUGAAGACAACUCAAUAGAAUCCACGGGUGUACCUCGCUGCGGUGCUUCACUUCAUGACCUCAACAAAGCAUUAAGGAUUGAACUGAAUGCAAAUGCAAGCUGCGUUUGGCAAAUCCAGAGGAACGCAAACCAAACAAUUAGGCUCAUUUUCUCCUAUUUUAAAUUUGCUCCUUCUUCAAGCUGUGAAACAGAAAGUAUUAAAGUAUAUGACGGUCCCUCAACUAAUUCACCUCUUCUUGGACAAGUAUGUAACGACACUGAUGCAGUCCCAGUGCUUCACUCAUCUUCAGACAGUUUAACUUUUCUCAUAACAACAAAUUCUGCGGCUUUCACACGAAACUUCUUUGUCUUCUAUUACUACUUUUCACCAGAAACAAAAAUUGAAAAUUGUGGGGGACAAUUAACUGGUCCCAAUGGGACAUUUACCAGCCCCAACUACCCAGCAGCCUACCCUGAGUUUGCAUACUGCGUCUGGCACAUACAGACAGCAAAAAACUCGAAGAUAAACUUAAAAUUCCAGGAUUUUUUCCUGGAACUAGACCGAAACUGCCAAUUUGACUUCACAGCAGUCUAUGAUGGCCUCACCACUAACACUGGCUUAAUAGGAAAAGUAUGUGGUCGUGCUCAGCCCGCAUUUGAAUCUUCUUCAAAUGUUAUGACAGUUGUGUUGUCUACAGACUACGCCAACUCCUACAAAGGAUUUUCUGCUCAGUAUACCAGUGCUCCGCUGCCAGGUCCUGUGGAGCCCGACACAUUGCUCACAUGCUCUUCAGAUAGCAUGAAAAUUGUCCUGAGCAAGUCUUAUCUGGCCUCCCUUGGUUAUAACGAAACUCACCUACAGCUGAAUGAUCCAUCUUGCAGUCCAGUUAUAACAGAGUCUGUGAUCUUUUCCUUCCCAUUAGCCAGCUGUGGAACAACUAAAAAGGAUGAUGGUGAGAGCAUCACUUAUACCAACAUCGUAUCUCUCUCUGCAACUGGCAGCAUUAUCACCCGUCAAAAGAGCGUUCAGAUUAUUGCGAAAUGUAAAAUGGAAAACAAUUCAACCUUAGAAGUCAUUUACAUAACAAAAAAUAAUAUAAUCCAAAACACAACUGCUGUGGGAAGAUACAACGUUAGCAUGUCAUUCUAUGAUUCAGAUUCAUUCUCCAAGCCUGUACGCCAGUCCCCAUAUUACGUAGACCUGAACCAAACUCUUUUUGCUCAAGUCAGCGUUCAUUCCACUGACCCAAAUCUUCUGGUGUUUGUUGACACCUGUAUCGCAUCUCCACAACCUGAUUUUGGAUCGCUAACGUAUGACUUAAUCAGAAGUGGUUGCAGUAAGGAUGACACUGUGGUAACCUACCCAACACUUGAACACUAUGGACGAUUCAAAUUUAACGCCUUCAGGUUCCUGCGGAGCUUUCCAUCAGUUUAUCUCCAGUGUGACAUUUUAAUUUGUGACAGCAACAACGCAAACUCUCGCUGUACCGAAGGCUGUAUCUCCAGGCAAAAAAGAGCUAUUUCUUCAUACACAUGGAAAACCCAUACCGUAGUAGGUCCCAUCCGCCUGAAAAGAGAACUCAGGUCUGCUGAUCACUCAGGUUCUACGGAUAAUGAUGUCACUGCUUGA
This is a messenger RNA of Balearica regulorum gibbericeps (East African grey crowned-crane), 1661 nucleotides long. The record is from RefSeq and is a predicted model, not a curated record. Lineage: Eukaryota; Metazoa; Chordata; Aves; Gruiformes; Gruidae.